AUGCGCUCAGGUAAGAAACGCACUGCCGACCCAACCACCGAACCAACCACUGAUACAACUGUCAAGAGUGCUUCUAAAAAAGCCCGCAAAUCAAAAAAAACCACUCAGUCAGCUUCAAAACAAUCUAAAUCAAACCAAGAUAAUCAAGCUAGCCCACUGGGAGAUGAAGAAGAAUCACCCAUCCUCACGAACGAACAAGGUGCCAAUAAUCAUACCAGAGAUCUGAAUCAUAUUCAAGAUGAACAGAAUCGACUUCGAACCGAAGAUAAUCAACCUCGAACCGAAGAUAAUCAACCUCGAACCGAAGCUCGCCCUAAUCCUUCUUCAAACCAAGCCCGCUCAACCCAAUCAGCUUUCACCUCAUGCUUCCCAUCCCUCACCCCUCUCACAUACGAGCAACAAUUAGAAAACUGGACGAUUGCUGACCUCCGUCAAGCUAUAGCUGAUCAAAAAAAGAACAAAUCUCAUAAUCGAACUCGAGCUCAUCAAGAUAUUCAGAACCUCAUCAAAAUCAUCCGAAUAGGUUAUGAAAAGAGGAUAUUGAUGGCUGCGCUAAUGGGUGGGGUUUCAGAGGCUGUCAUAUGGGACUUAGUAAAUGUGGCUCCCAAGACUGUUGGACCCAACCGAUAUAGUAGAUUUCUAGCAUUUGGAAAAGAAGCGCUCAAAGAGAAACUCCCACCACGCAGUGACCGUACUGGCUGGAAGACUCGUAAUCAGAAACUUAGUGAUUUAUGGGACGAUAUGAGCAAAGAUGAAAAAAAUAUAUUUGAAGACCCGUACUUCUUUGCGCUAGAAAAGCUUCCUGAUUUGUCCAAGCAGCCAGCCGAUACCAACAGCUACGGCGAGGAGGAGAUCGAAGAAGAUCAAGCCGCUCAAGUCUUGGCUCCUCAGGUUCACCAACUUUCAGAAGACGAGAGACAGAAAUACCAGCCCCUUUUCGAUAAACUUGUUGAUGUCCAAAAAGUUCACACGACUCAUGGAGAGCCAACAUCAUCCGACUCAGUUUCUACAUUACAGCUGAAAUCAUUAGCAGCAUUUCGUAAAGCGCAUCACUCAUUUGCAGUUGAAUGUCAAAGGUUUCAUAUCAACUAUUAUUUGACAGCGGCUAGUUGCGAUAGUCAAGAUGGAUGGUCUGAGGUGGCAUGUACGAAUGCAAAGUUUGCAGACUGGGCACUCGAUGUCUUGAAGGUACCUGAGAAGUUCAAGGUCUACGUCCAUGGUCUAGCAGCCGCCAUGGAAAGAGAAAAUAAAAAACCACAACCCACAGAUGCAAGACGGGGUCUGCUCACUCAAAAGCUGAACAAUUUAAUGAUUAUGCCUGGGCAAAAAUUUCCAAAAGUACCGGAUCCAGCGAGCAAAUUUUUGGAAAAAGGUUGGCCUGUCCAAAUUGUUCGCGAUGAGGCAAAAUCAACCCUCCAGGGAUUUCAGCUACUUCGUGGUUUUAGAGGAUGUGAUGAUCGAAUGAAGCAAAGUUGGCUAAGCGAUAUUGAUAAUGGUUAUUUCAAACUUCAAAAGAUACCGGAAAGUGAGAUGUUACCCCGGUCAACAAAAUCUAAGAAGCCAUCUAAGAAGCGUCCAAAGAAAUCAAACAACAAACAACAAUCCACCUCGUCUACACUCAAUUCAACUGCCACUGAUUUAAAUUUAAACAAAGAUACUACUUCUUCCCUUGGAACAGCAGACAACAAGAAGAAGAAACAUCAGCAGAAGAAAAAUAAAAGGAAACACAACAUUGAUGACGAAGAAGAAAUGGAGACUGAGACUGAGACCGAUGAAGAAGGCAAGGAAGAAGGUGAUUCAUCCGAGUCAACAUCUGGAACAAGUAGUGAUGAAGAUAGCAGUGCUGAAGAGUAG
Messenger RNA from Melampsora larici-populina 98AG31, 1854 nucleotides. RefSeq lists its product as uncharacterized. The record is from RefSeq and is a predicted model, not a curated record. The transcript is spliced from 5 exons. Lineage: Eukaryota; Fungi; Basidiomycota; Pucciniomycetes; Pucciniales; Melampsoraceae. Bases 1 to 1854 code for a protein of 617 amino acids.